Molecule: messenger RNA, 1749 nt
Organism: Microthlaspi erraticum
Lineage: Eukaryota; Viridiplantae; Streptophyta; Magnoliopsida; Brassicales; Brassicaceae
Source: the annotation of a GenBank genome assembly
AUGCCCGGUGGUGGUUUAAAUCUCGUCGACGGUGUUCGUCGCUGGCUUUUUUCUCAACGUCGUUCUUCUCCUCCUUCUUCUUCUUCCUCCAAUAAUCACGAUCAGAUUCACAAUCCCGAUAAAUUACUCGACGACGACGGCGAUUCAAAAGAAGUCACCGGUAUCGUAGAUUUCGAUCCGUCUAAGCUAAAAAAAAUCAAGGUCCCAAAACGACAUCGUUUACCAAUGGAUUCUCAAAAGAAGGUGAUUAUACCAAAUGACGAUUUCUUCACCGAGUAUGGAGAAGCAAACAGGUAUCAGAUUCAAGAAGUGAUCGGCAAAGGAAGCUAUGGAGUUGUUGGCUCUGCGAUAGACACACACACAGGAGAAAGAGUUGCGAUCAAGAAGAUAAACGAUGUCUUUGACCACAUCUCCGACGCGACUAGGAUCUUGAGAGAGAUCAAGUUGCUUCGUCUGCUUCUUCAUCCAGAUGUUGUGGAGAUCAAACAUAUAAUGCUCCCACCUUGUCGGAGAGAGUUUAGAGAUGUUUACGUUGUGUUUGAGUUGAUGGAAUCUGAUCUUCAUCAGGUGAUUAAAGCGAACGAUGAUUUGACUCCAGAGCAUCAUCGGUUCUUCUUGUACCAGCUUCUUCGUGGUUUGAAGUAUGUUCAUGCUGCGAAUGUGUUUCAUAGGGAUUUGAAACCAAAGAACAUUUUAGCUAAUGCUGAUUGUAAAUUGAAGAUAUGUGACUUUGGUCUUGCUCGUGUUUCUUUUAACGAUGCACCAUCUGCUAUUUUUUGGACUGAUUAUGUUGCUACUCGGUGGUAUCGUGCUCCUGAACUCUGUGGAUCUUUUUUCUCCAAAUAUACACCUGCGAUUGAUAUUUGGAGCGUUGGUUGCAUAUUUGCUGAGAUGCUUUUAGGGAAGCCAUUGUUCCCUGGAAAAAACGUAGUUCACCAAUUGGAUAUCAUGACUGAUUUUCUUGGCACUCCACCUCCAGAAGCAAUAUCAAAGAUUAGAAAUGAUAAGGCGAGGAGAUAUCUUGGCAACAUGAAGAAAAAACAACCAGUCCCAUUUUCUAAAAAAUUCCCUAAAGCUGAUCCUUUGGCACUCCGCAUAUUGCAACGCCUGAUUGCUUUCGAUCCAAAAGAUCGUCCAUCCGCUGAAGAAGCACUAGCUGAUCCGUACUUCAAUGGUCUGUCUAGUUCAGAGAAGGAACCAUCGACACAGCCGAUUUCAAAGCUUGAGUUUGACUUUGAGAGAAAGAAGUUAUCAACAGAUGAUGUCAGAGAGUUGAUCUACCGAGAGAUACUGGAGUAUCAUCCUCAGAUGCUUGAGGAGUACCUUAGUGGUGGCAAUGAGCUCAGCUUCAUGUACCCAAGUGGGGUAGAUAGAUUUAGGAGGCAGUUUGCUUACCUUGAAGAAAACCAAGGUCAGGGAGGAAGAAGUAAGGCACUUCAUCAUCAUGCUUCUUUACCAAGAGAGCGAGUUCCUGUAUCCAAGAAUGAUGAGACAGUGGAAGAAAGCAGCAAUAAUAUUCUCACUAAAAUAUCAGCUGCUGUAGCUUCGACCUUAGGCAGUUCCAAUUCUUCACAACAACCUGAAGAUACAGAUAAUGGAGGAGGAGGGUACAGUGCGCGUAACCUGACGAAAAGCAAUAGCAUCAGUGGUUCUAAAUGUAUUGGUGUCCAAUCUAAUAUCAAUAUUGAGGACGCCAUUGCAGAGGUCCAGGAUGAGACAGUUGAAGAGAAAGUUGCAUCUACACAAUAA